AUGGCUGACGACGAGGGUGCUUCUCCCCGCGAGCUGGUCGUGGAAGCCUGCCGCCGCGACCAACCACACCUAAUUGAGCAAGUCCUGCACGACAUGGAGAACCAAUCCAACGAGGACGUAGCCAAAUUCUUCAACAAAGUCACAGAUUCCAUGGGAAACCACGCAUUGCACAUCUGCGCCAGCUACGGCAGUUACGAUGACACACCACUGCACACCGCCGUACGUUUCGCCAACGAGAAAGACGCCGAGCUGGGCGCCGAGAUGAUCGCCAUGAUGUGCGAGGCUGGCUGCGAUCCGCGCGUGCGUAACAAGCAUGGGCAAAAACCGGCGGACUUGGUCUAUGAUAAGCCUGCCAUUAAGCAGACGCUUGCUUCGGCGGAGUAUAUCUUGGCGGAGGGUAUUCGCAAUGAUGAGGGGAAUGGGUCGGUGCAUGAUAGUGCCAGUGAUAGCGAGUAA
Molecule: messenger RNA, 456 nt
Organism: Penicillium daleae
Lineage: Eukaryota; Fungi; Ascomycota; Eurotiomycetes; Eurotiales; Aspergillaceae
Product: ankyrin repeat-containing protein ANK1
Exons: 4
Coding region: 1-456 (151 amino acids)
Molecular function (GO): protein binding
Source: RefSeq, a predicted model, not a curated record